Molecule: messenger RNA, 3742 nt
Organism: Esox lucius (northern pike)
Lineage: Eukaryota; Metazoa; Chordata; Actinopteri; Esociformes; Esocidae
Gene: caprin2
Product: caprin family member 2
Exons: 21
Coding region: 150-3041 (963 amino acids)
Biological process (GO): positive regulation of canonical Wnt signaling pathway
Cellular component (GO): cytoplasm
Molecular function (GO): signaling receptor binding
Source: RefSeq, a predicted model, not a curated record
UUCAUACUGUCUUUCCCUCUGUAAACUAACAUCACUUUUGGUCGAGUUGGAGAGGGCUACAUGGUUUAUUUAGUUUUGGAUUUCUAACGACUUGCUUGCAGCAACAGCGUUUUCAAUACAUACAAACAACUACGAGUAAGGAUCUUAACAUGGUGCAGUUGUCUCCAUCUCCGGCCCAGAAUGUCUCUCCUCCACCUGGCUGCUCGGAGAGAAUGGGGAGCCAGUGGUGCCCCAAGUCAGCAAGCCCCAAGAGGGGCUCCCCAGGUGGACUGAGUCCACUGCAGUUGGCGCUGGCUGCCUCCACAACCACAUACCAGGGCUAUGAGAGCUACAUCGAGGAUGGCCUCAUCUGCCUCAAGCACAAGGUCCGCAACCUGGAGAAAAAGAAGAUGAAAUUGGAAGACUACAUGAAGCGUUUGAAAAACGGGGAAUCACUUAAUCAAGACCAGCUAGGUGCAGUGGAAAAGUACGAUGAAGUGAUACACAACUUGGAAUUUGCCCAGGAGCUGCACAAGACCCUGAGCGGCCUCACACAGGACCUCCUAAAGGCCCAGAAGAAGGCAGUGAGGAAGGAACAGAUAGCCAUGGUCGAGGUGGAGAGAAGGAGGUUGUGCACAGUACUGCAAGUCCAGUUCCUCCUGCAGACCUUGCUGCAGCACGAACACAUCAGGAAGGACCUUCUCUCUGCUUGUAACCACGCCCCCCAUCUCCAGGAUGCAGAACUAAAGAGUCUGCUAGAACUCGCUGUACUUCUGGGGUUAAAGCGGGACAAGAAUUUGAGUUUGAAGGAACAGAUGGAGAGAGCGGCUCUGGUCUACCUGGACCUGCUGGAGGGGAAGGACAAACCAGUAGCCGGCUCCACCUACAAGGCCAUGAAAGAGCAGCUGUCCAAGCUGAUUGAUAGUGGGUACUUCGAUCGUGUACUGCCACCUCCAAGCAAGAGUCCCAAAGCAGUGGAAAUUCUGCUGAUAAAAGAAAAGGAUCAGUCAGUAAAAGCAGAAAGCCCUUCUUCCCUUAUGAAGUCAAACACAAAAGAUGUGCCUAGAAGAGAGUUUCUUAACAGAAACUACAUGCCUGACACAGACCCCAAUGGGUAUCGAGACACUCCCACUACUCAAACCUGGAAGGAGAAGUUCCAGGCCAUGAAGGACCAGGAGCCACCAGACUCAUGGGAUAUGGAUUUGCCCUCCAGUCAGCCAGUAAUCCGGAAACCAUGGAAAGGGGCGGCUGUGCUUAUCCCCAAAGUGCCAGAUAUCAAGAAACAAAAUGCAGAACCCAAAAAGAGAAGGAAGAAAAACUCUAAAAGGGAACAGUAUACCAGCAGUGGGCCACGUGCAGAAACAGCAGUGGAAGUGUUCAACUCCCCUUCUUCCUUGCCCAAGGACCCUAUCCUACGCAAGCAGAAGCUGGAGGACCUAAUGGCUAAGAUCCGAGGCUCCUUUAGCUUCAUGCAGGACUCUCUUUUGGAUGAUGAAGGAACACCCACUAUCGGACAUUCUAGAUUGAGCCAGCGUGCCUCUGGAUGCUGCUCUCCACUCGUGCAGAGGGAUUCAAGGAAAAGGCCGGCAGAUCUACACAGAACACUGCAUUCUACGCCGUUGCCCUCUAGGCUCCUCCCUAUUGAUGACAAACCCAGUCUGGUCAAUGGUGACAGUGGCUGUGUGGAGAGCUGUGACUUGGAACAAACUACACAAGAUCUGGAACUAAAUACAGAGGACCUGGCUCAUGAAUCCUGUCUACAGAGAUCGGAGAGUGAGACUGCCUACCCCUCUCUCCCAGCUCCACCUCUUUACCAUAGAGAGUCCUCUAUCUCCAUUACCCAGGAAGACAAGACCCCUGCUUGGACUACCAUCUCUGAAUCUAAGCACGAAUCUCCCUGUAAAAGUGUGGUGCCUCUUCAUACCCCCACCACAACUCCAACCCCCACACAGGGGCAGCACUUCUCAACACCUCCAAGCAGACAUGCAACCAGGUCCUCCCCAGUUCCCUUCCAGACAAUGCAUUCGGUGUUCAAGGUGAAUGUACCCUUACUUCCAACUGGGGACUUCAAAUCUGAUAUUGUUACCCGUUCAGAAUCCAACAACAUGGUUUAUGUUUCUACUAGUACCCAGACCCCACCAGAGUUUGCUCCCCUGGAGGAUGAACACCUGCAAUCGGUGCACCAGUCAGAAUGUCAAGUGGGUAGUGGUGGGCAGAGUUUACUGUCCAGUAGCCAUUCAGGUGGCACCAUAGGCCGCUCUGGCCAGUCAUACUACAGAGGAUCUGGUAGAGGUAUGGCACGUGGUGGCAAGGGCCUGGCACACUACUUUCGCUCUUUUGGUUUUGAUGGGUUCCGGGCUGGCCUCCGUUCCCCAAGAGGAAGCUUCAUCCCUCAGGCUCACCUGUAUGGUGCUCGGGACACCGGCUUCCAGCACAGCUACAGGCGUGGUGGAGGCAAUGUAGGACAGAGAAACAGUGCCGGUUGGAGUGACUCCUCCCAGGUGAGCAGCCCAGACCGGGAGGGCAACUACUCCCUGGUGGACUCCGCCCAUGGCGAAUCACUGCACAGUGUUGGCAUGGACCUUACUCCCCAGGUUAACCCCCAUGCACCACACACCAUGAUGCAUAUACCCAUGUACCCACUCCACCAGCCUCCCCAGCCCCUCCGUGUGGCCUUCACGGCCGCCCGCACAGCCAACUACGUACCAGGGACCCUGGACCAGCCCAUCGCCUUCGACCAGCUGAACAGCAACCUGGGUGACAUGUUUGACACCCACCUGGGUCGCUUCACGUGUCCGGCCAACGGCACCUAUGUCUUCCUCUUUCACAUCCUCAAGCUGGCAGUCAAUGUACCACUCUACGUCAACCUGAUGCGCAACGACGAGGUGAUGGCGUCAGCGUAUGCCAACGACGGGGGUCCGGACCAUGAGACUGCCAGUAACCACUCCAUCUUGCAACUGUACCAGGGAGACCAGGUGUGGCUCCGGUUGCACCGUGGCUCCAUCUAUGGAAGCAGCUGGAAGUACAGCACAUUUUCUGGCUUUCUCCUCUACCAGGACUGAGCUACUGUGUCCUUAUUUAUUUUUUUGCACUACAAAGGAGAGAUUGAAUUUUUUCCCAUUUCAUGUGGUCAGACUGCAUGUCCUUCCGGUGCCCACUUUCCUGCUGACUAGUUAUAAACCAGCAAGAGGUGUAGGAUGUUCGAACCUUUCAGGAGCACAUGUUUAUUUACCUUCUAACCUGUAAUUCCUUCUGGGUCACUAUAUGGCAGCAUGAUGUCCUGCUGGCUAGACCUAUCAUGACCCAUAAUGUGCACAUUUUCCAUAAAUGUAUGAUGUGCUUAGGUAAAAAAAAGUUGUCUAUAAUGGUUAGAUUUUGAUCAGUUGGUAUUCUUCAUUGAACAUGAAAGUUUCUUCUAUAGACCAAGGCCACUGGAGUGGUUGUCACAAUGUAAUUCAAGUUGUAGGUCUUUAGUUACACUCAUCUUUAAAUCAAAUGUUAUGCAUUACUGGUUUGUUGGUCUGAAUGAACGUGGAGUGAUUGAGUAGAUUCAUAGAACAAUCAGUUCUGGUUUGCUAAAUAUGAAUUCUAACUGACUUUACUUGAUAAUGCUAAGCACUUAAUGCAUUCUAUGUUGCCUUCCUGUGAUGGGGUGAAAUGGUUUGGCGGGGUGUAUGACCUUGUAUAUCUGAGCCAACUACGUACUGGGGAAAUGUGAAAGGGUCCCUCAAUGUGCCUAAUGAAAUAAACAAUGAUAUGAGCA